Messenger RNA from Daphnia pulicaria, 2532 nucleotides. RefSeq lists its product as uncharacterized. NCBI's taxonomy places the organism in Eukaryota, Metazoa, Arthropoda, Branchiopoda, Diplostraca, Daphniidae. Gene Ontology annotation, molecular function: protein binding; extracellular matrix structural constituent. The transcript has 8 exons. Bases 769 to 2367 code for a protein of 532 amino acids. The record is from RefSeq and is a predicted model, not a curated record.
CAAGGGCGGUGGUCGAGAGGGACAAAAGUUGGUCGGCAUCUUCAUUGAAAAUUUGCGGGGUAGUACUCAAGGGGAACCUGCAACUGCUGGAGUUUAGCCACAAAAAAGGGUUCCAUGCAUCGCUACCGCCGCGGCUUGGAAUUUCUUCCAAGCAAGUACAGAUCCGGACGAUAUUACAGCAGUUCUUCGGUGGAUUUUGACAAACUCUUGCAUCUUUAAGGAGAAAACGAACGUAACGAAGGAAAUGCGGAUGGGCAGUCAAUUCACAACAAAUUCCGCCCAACUCUAAUUACGGUUGGCUACCCCUGAGUGGGCGAAUGGAAAUAAUGCCAGAGGAUAUUAAAAAUUGACGAAAAUGGGCAGUUUUCAGGUGAGUCCGCAGAGUUAUGAUAUAAAGCGGUCAUGACAACCGAUCCGAUCAGUGGGGAGCCUCAGCACGCAUCGAAGAACUAGAUAAUAAGCGGAAUAAUCGUCCGAAUAAAUGUUUAAUUUCUUUCCAAUGACCAAGAUUCUAACUAAACUUAACGGAAACAAUAAUUCGAUUAUAGUUCCAUAUCAACUCAAAUCAUCGUAAAAAAAAUAUGUUGCUCAAGACAAACAACCGAAUUUCGAAUUUAAAAAAUAUCGGUAGUUAUCUUUUAUGGACUCCUUGCAAGAUAGGCGAUUGAUAAAACCGCACGAAAGGUAUUUAAACUAGCAAGUGAGUUUUUCUAUCGAUUGUUACGUGUUGCUUUCGUUACACUUGGGUACAACGAAAAUCGAGUAAAAAUGGCUCGUUUGACAGCCUUUUUGGGUUUAAUGUUGAUUUUGAGCUGCGGGACAAUUUGUUCCUCUGCUCUUACACCAUUUUCCUUGGAAGACAAACUGCAAGAAUUAGAAGUGAGACUAGAAGCCAAAAUUGAGGCUAAAAAUGCUCAACUUGAAGAAAAGGUGACACAACUGGAGGCGCAACUCGAACUAAAUAAUGAACUAAGACAAGAUUUGACAUUGAAAGUAAUACAAUUAGAGGCCAAAAAUGUUCAACUGGAAGUCAAAAUUCAGGACCAAGAAAGAAUUGUAACUUCCCUGUUGGAAGCAGCUGAACUUCCGGUUUCCACUGAUUCAAAAUUAUUUCCGGUGAAAAAAGAAAUUUCAAUUCGAUCAACUGGAAAGAGCGGAAUCCCAAGGACAUGCCGAGAACUUCGUGCGGUCGAUCCUUCACUUUCAUCCGGAAUGCACUGGAUCGAUCCGGACGGACAAGGUGUUGGCGAUGACCCAAUUUACGUUUACUGCGAUAUGACAUCAGGAUCGACCUCAGUUCUACACGAUAGUGAAUCUUCUUUAAAUGUUGGCCACUGCGCCGAGGCUGGGUGCUAUUCACGUUCCAUCAACUACAAUUCGUCAAUGGGACAAAUAAAAGCUUUGAUGGAAUUAUCCACUGAAUGCCGCCAGUCGAUUAGAUACGACUGCAACUUUGCCCCAUUCGAGUUAUAUGGCGUCGCCUAUUCCUGGUGGAACGACAGAGAAGGAAUUCCGCAAUACUUUUGGGCCGGAAGUAACACGGACGGAGUUCACACCUGCCAGUGCGGAAUUGAUGCAAAUUGCGUCGAUCCUGCGGCGAAAUGCAAUUGCGAUUCUCUUGCACCACUUCAAUUAGUCGACGACGGUGUCAUUACCGACAAAACUGUCCUGCCCAUCUCUCGUUUGAAUUUUGGCAGAACUCAACUAGAAACUUCAUCCGGCGUCCACACGCUUGGCCGACUCGUGUGCACCGGAUUAGUGACUUUGACUGGACUGCCAAAGUCGUGCAAAGAUUUGUGGUUGAUUGGCCACACCCUGAACGGAUUUUAUUCCGUCAUGGGAUCGGCGAAAAUGGAAUCCGUUUACUGCGAUUUCACUAAACUCCCCGAUGAUCCAGAUUUCCAGAAAUGGAUCGGAUACGCCGACGUCAAAUCGGCGCCCGUCCAUUUUUUCGUCGCGAGAAAUUCUUCAUUUAACACAACUGGAACUCCGAUUCCGUUCGAAUUGGAGGUGGCGAACGAGGGAAAUGCCAUGGAUUUGGCAUCCGGGAUAUUCACGGCACCGCGGCCGGGAAUUUAUUUCUUUUCUUUCACGGGACUUGGGAAUCUUCAAUCUUCAUCUUGGGCUUCGUUUUCUUCUUAUCUUUAUUUGAACGGGCAUAUAAUCGGGUCGAGUUAUGUUCAAGAGGCUAAAGGCCCCGUUGAUCAAUUGAAUCCGUUGACCCUGCAGUCGACGCUGAACUUAAAAAUAGACGAUCAAGUCUUUGUGAUGAUUUUCGGACAUUCAUCGUAUUUGUUUGACGACAGUCGUCACUUUACUCAAUUCACGGGUUUCAUGUUGGAGGAGGAAAUUGUGGCGUCACUUUGAGGUGCAUCCAUAAUCGGCAACACGAACAUUUGGGGAAGGGAAUUUUAAGGAAAAAGGCAAGAUAAUUCGUUCGACUCCAAUGCAUCAAGGGGUGCACAUUUCUUUAUUAAAAUUAAACUGUGGAUGCAAUUACAAUUACUGAAUACAUUAAUCAAGUUUGAAUUU